ACCAAUGCCUCAAUUCUCUCUUCUCUCUUACAAAAGAAGCCAUUCCUCCACCUCACUUCUUCUUCUUCUUCCUCUGCUCUCUCCCACUCUGUUUUCUUCUUCUCACUUGAACCUCUUUCGCCAAUUGAAUUCGAAUACCAAGUUCCCAACAAACCAGCUUUCCUAUCUGUUACAACAAGCUAUGAGUAAUGGGCUUUCUCCGGCGAAUAUUCGGACCGAAGAAACAGAGCAACUCUACUUCUUCCAAGGAGAAGAACAAAAGGUGGAGCUUUGGUAGAUCUCCACGCCCUCUCCCGCCCUCGAAGAACAACGACUCUUCAUACGACGACGGAUUGGACGCCAACAAGCAUGCCAUCGCUGUGGCCGCGGCCACCGCCGCCGUGGCAGAGGCUGCUCUGGCUGCGGCCCAGGCUGCUGCAGAGGUUGUCAGGCUGACAAGUGGCAGCAACGGAGGAGGGAGAAGUGUGGCCUCGCCGCAGGUGGCCGGGAGCCACCGCCGGUACGCGGAGGCGGUUGCUGCGGUCACAAUACAGUCCGCAUUCCGCAGCUAUCUGGCAAGGAGAGCUCUAAGGGCACUGAAAUCCCUGGUCAAACUGCAGGCGUUGGUGAGAGGCCACAUUGUGAGGAAGCAAACAGCUGAUAUGCUCCGGCGAAUGCAGACUCUAGUGAGAGUCCAGACCAGAGCUCGAGCUAAUCGAUCGCUUUCCUCCGAACAACCGUACCAUUCUCCCACCAAGUUCGCCCAUUUCGGCAGAAGCUAUACUGCAGCUGGAAGCCCUCAGAAGGACCACUUGCAUCAACCUUAUAGUAUUGGUGCUAAAGUCGAUGGCCCCUCGGUUCUCAAGAGAUGCAGUUCGAAUUCAAACAUUGGGGACGUUACUGAUCUCGAGAAGGGGAGAAAACUCGGUUCUUCGAAUUCGAAUUGGCUAGAGCGAUGGAUGGAAGAGAGUCUACGGAACAACAACAACAACAACCAUGUUCGCUCCCCGUUGAAGAAUCGACCUUCUGAUGAUGACAAGAUGGACAAGAUACUCGAAGUGGACACAUGGAAGCCACACAACAUGAAUUCCCACAGGACAAGCCACAGGCCCUUCGAUUCCCCAACAAAGUCGUCGACAACAAGACCAAUGAACUGGCCUUCCAACUCUGCAAGAGUGCUACUGUCGUCGAAAGAUGAAGCAGUUCUUAUGGCUAAUGAGUACAACAACAGCCCAUAUGCAUCGUCUAGACCAGGAAGCAGUGGCCGAAAGGGUGGUCCAUUCACGCCCGCGAGGAGCGAGUCCUCGUGGGGCUACUUCAAUGGCUACACAAGCCACCCCAACUACAUGGCCAACACCGAAUCGUCGAUCGCAAGGUUGAGAUCGCAGAGUGCCCCUAGGCAGAGGGAAGUGGAGUUUGACAGACAUGGUUGGAGCAAAAGAUCGUUGAAGGAUGGUGUUUAUGAUUCUGGGGAUACCGUUUCGGAAUGUGGGUUUGGUCAGCAGCAGCAGCAGCAUAUGGAGUGUAGGAACAAGGGUCAUCAUCUUCUGGGUCCUGGUAGACUCAGUAGAAUAGGAAGCACCCGUUUCAGAUCAUAAUCCAUAAUUACAUGGUGUUAAUUUGCAGCUUUUGUUUGUUUGUUUGUUUUUAGUUCUGUGAGAGUGCAGUGUGGCAACUUUGCCCUUCUGUUUGUAAAUUUGUUGACCAUGAUCUCACCCAUAUGUGUCCUUACAAGAGUUUGUAACCUUUGUCCAUUUUUUAACAGUCUUGUUGUGUGAAAUUCAGAAAAUCUGUAACUGUUCUGUAGUGUUCAAAGAGAAAGUGUAGUAGUUCUAUGUAAAAACUUCAUCCAAUCAUCUAUCUAUCUUUCCUUCCACUGUUACAGUGGCACUGUGACCUCACGAGUGGGUAAUAGCCGUUAAAGCCCCUCAUAAAUGCCAGAGAACGACCCUUUUGUCUGAACCUUACUACCUUAGAAUGCAUUAAAAACAAGAGUGACAAAUAGAAUUGCAAUGAAAGAGAUUUGUCUGG
Messenger RNA from Linum trigynum, 2010 nucleotides. The record is from the annotation of a GenBank genome assembly. NCBI's taxonomy places the organism in Eukaryota, Viridiplantae, Streptophyta, Magnoliopsida, Malpighiales, Linaceae.